AUGACUAUGCUUCAGGCGAUGGAUAAAAUUUUGUUUCAAUCACAACGACAAGAACGCAUAUCUUUUUAUAUGACGAAUCAUGGUGAAGAAGCAACACAAAUUGGCAGUGCUGCUGCUCUCGAUCCUACCGACCUCGUUUAUGCUCAAUAUCGCGAAGCUGGUAUUCUGCUAUAUCGUGGUUAUGAAUUGCAUCAAUUUAUUGAUCAAUGCCUGGGCAAUGCACGAGGAUCUUGCAAAGGAAUUCAGAUGCCUAUUCAUUAUGGUUCAAAAGAUCUCAACUAUGUCACCAUCUCGUCUACUGUUGCUACGCAAAUGCCACAAGCUGUGGGUAGUGCUUAUGCUUAUAAACGUGCUGGAAAUAGAAAAUGUGUAGCGUGUUAUUUUGGUGAUGGUGCUACAAGUGAAGGCGAUGCUCAUGCAGCAUUUAAUUUCGCUGCUACUCUUGAAGUACCAGUUAUAUUCAUCUGUCGUAACAAUGGAUAUGCUAUUUCAACGCCAUCAAAAGAUCAGUAUCAUAGCGAUGGCAUUGCUUCUCGUGGAUAUGGCUAUGGCAUGAUGGCAAUACGUGUCGAUGGGCAUGAUCUAUUUGCUGUUUACAAUGCGACUAGAGCGGCACGUCAAGUUGCCAUCAAUGAAAUGAAACCGGUAUUAAUUGAAGCCAUGGUUGAUAGGUAA
This is a messenger RNA of Rotaria sp. Silwood2, 675 nucleotides long. The record is from the annotation of a GenBank genome assembly. Lineage: Eukaryota; Metazoa; Rotifera; Eurotatoria; Philodinida; Philodinidae.